This is a messenger RNA of Pseudophryne corroboree (corroboree frog), 2696 nucleotides long. It is a transcript of the gene ETNK2, whose product is annotated as ethanolamine kinase 2. Gene Ontology annotation, cellular component: cytoplasm. Bases 160 to 1248 code for a protein of 362 amino acids. The record is from RefSeq and is a predicted model, not a curated record. Gene Ontology annotation, biological process: phosphatidylethanolamine biosynthetic process. Gene Ontology annotation, molecular function: ethanolamine kinase activity. Lineage: Eukaryota; Metazoa; Chordata; Amphibia; Anura; Myobatrachidae. The transcript has 8 exons.
UCCUCCUGUACCGUCUCUCUUUCACUCUCUCUACAGGGAAGGGUGACAGUUGGUGACAAGUCCCGGCCCUCCUCUCCCUCUCUCUCCCCCCCCCUCCUCCAGUGGGUAUUUCCCACCUGUGGAGGGGGCCGAAGUGUCAGAGCACAGACUCACUCAGGGAUGGGUGAGCAGCAGCAGCAGCAGCAGUGUCACAGUGACAGCCCCACACUGCGCGCUCUCAGCAUUUCUGUGGAUGAGCAGAAUGUCAUUCCCGGCGCCCUCAGCCUCAUCCAGCAGCUGAGACCGGACUGGGACCCUCGCAAUGUGCAGACUAAGUUGUUCACUGAUGGCAUCACCAACAAGUUGCUGGCCUGCUACGUGGAUACAAGUAUGAAAGACGCAGUACUAGUGCGCAUCUAUGGCAAGCGGACUGAGCUGUUUGUGGAUCGUGAGGACGAAGUUACAAGCUUCCAAUUGCUGCGCACUCAUGGUUGUGCUCCUGAGUUAUACUGUACUUUUCAAAAUGGCCUCUGCUAUCAGUUCAUGCAUGGCUUAGCACUUGGACCAGAACACGUGCGCCAACCUCAUAUAUUACGGUUAAUUGCGUCUGAGAUGGCCAAAUACCACUGUAUUCCUGCUCAUAAUGGCUGCCUUCCAAAAGCUGCAUUGUGGCAGAAGCUGAACAAGUAUAUAUCCAUCCUGCACACUGAUGAUGGAGCCCAGGGCAGAUUACCAGGAGAGGUUCCCAGCUUGAAGGUGCUGGAAGAAGAAUUUAUCUGGCUGCAGAACUACUUGCCAUCCCUCAAAUCCCCUAUAGUUCUUUGCCACAAUGACUUAUUAUGUAAGAAUGUAAUCUACAAUGAAGAAGAAGGUUAUGUCCGGUUUAUUGACUAUGAAUAUGCUGGCUACAAUUACCAGGCCUAUGACAUUGCAAAUCACUUCAACGAAUUUGCAGGUGUGAGUGAGCCAGAUUAUCGGUUGUUCCCUGACAGACAGACACAACUGGAGUGGCUGCGCCAUUACUUGGGUGCCUGCAAAGAGCUGAAACAAGAGGAAAAGGAGUUACAAGACAAGGAAGUGGAGGAUCUAUUUGUCCAAGUUAAUCAGUUUGUUCUGGCAUCUCACUUCUUCUGGGGUCUUUGGGCUCUAAUCCAAAACAGAUUUUCAGACAUUGACUUCAAUUUUGCAGGGUAUGCUGUAUUAAGGUUUAAACAAUACUAUCAUGUGAAGCCUCAAGCAACAACACUGCGACUCAGGAAUAAGGAAUAGAUUAUUAUUGGAAAGUAAAAAAAAUUGGAUGUCAAGGAAACUGUUGCAGGUUGCAUAGAACCCUCCUUGGUAUUGCUGCACCCUGGAAUCUAUUGGAAAUUGCAAUUUUGAUUAAUAAGAAUAUUUGACCUCGGUGGUGUCAGAUGUGGAGAAGUGCUUUUAAUUGCUAUUAUACCAGAAGGUUUGCAGAAUAUUCUCUCUAGAUUGUCAUAUAAACACUAAGGGGCCAAUCCAAUUAUGUGCGAUGGGUGCAAGUUGCCGUUGCUGUGGCACCUGACCUUGCACCCCUCACAGCCCAAUUUCAGCAUGAAUUCUCUGUGCAAGUUCGUUAAGUGCGGCUGUUGCCGCGCUGACUUGCAGGUGCGAGAAACUCACACCAACUGGAUUGACCCCUAAAUUAGGAUCGUUCACAACACAUCAUACCUUCGAACGUUAGACAGACAAAUGAGGGGAAAUGUAAUAGGUUGAUUUUGCCAUGUAAAUGGGUGGUCUUCAGUAUGCCGGCAGUCGGGCUCCCGGCGACCAGCAUACCGGUGCCGGGAGCCCGACAGCCGGCAUACCAACACUUAUUCUCCCUCGUGGGGGUCCACGACCCCCCUGGAGGGAGAAUAAAAUAGUGUGGCGCGCGUAGCCACCGUGCCCGUAGCGUGGCGAGCACAGCGAGCCCGCAAGGGGCUCAUUUGUGCUCGCCACACUGUCGGUAAGCCGGCGGUCGGGCUCCCAGCGCCGGUAUGCUGGUCGCAGGAGCCCGACCGCCGGCAUAUCGUAGUGAACCCAUGUAAAUGAUUGCCACUUUAAAAAAACAGGAGAAUUUGAUCAAAAUCUCUCACUUUCUGAUUCUCACACCCUAUUGCAUUUCCCACAUGGUUUUAAAUAGCCAUGAUAGUUUAUCUGGUGUCAUAGGAAUAUACAAUAUAAUUAUAUUCACAUCACACAUCAGAAUUUAACUUAGUGUUUUGGCAAGAGCACAUUUUGACAAAUCACAAAGUGCAAUCUGCAAACAAUGGUUUUAUACGUUGUCAUUGCACAUGGAUGUUUGAAGAUGGGCACCUACUGUAUAUGGGACAUCUCUCCAGUGACACAACAAAGUCUACGUUACAGUUUAUACACUGGGAACAGCAAAUAUGCAUUCAAAUAGAUGACUUUGCUCAUACAGCUUGUCAUUGUGACAUGACAGAACAAUAUUCUGCAAACAGCUCUGUGUGAAUCUGUACCAGAAAGCCUAUAGACAGAGUGGGAAUGCUACUGGAAAUAAAUGAUUGCCCUUAUAUAUUUUUUUCCAAUUAAACUGGUCUUAUACACUUUUAAUCUAAGAUCGCGUCUGCCGAAAAAUAAGGUUUGUUACAGCCUCCGUCAAACAGUAUUAUAAGCCACAUGUAAAAAGUAACUAUUAGCACAUACAGUCAGGUCCAUAAAUAUUGGGACAUCGACACAAUUCUCAUAUUUUG